Molecule: messenger RNA, 963 nt
Organism: Limanda limanda (common dab)
Lineage: Eukaryota; Metazoa; Chordata; Actinopteri; Pleuronectiformes; Pleuronectidae
Product: zinc finger protein Gfi-1b-like
Exons: 5
Coding region: 1-963 (320 amino acids)
Biological process (GO): regulation of transcription by RNA polymerase II
Molecular function (GO): RNA polymerase II cis-regulatory region sequence-specific DNA binding; DNA-binding transcription factor activity, RNA polymerase II-specific
Source: RefSeq, a predicted model, not a curated record
AUGCCUCGUUCCUUCUUGGUGAAGCGAGGAGGGCUGCUCCACCCUCGGCCCGCAGCAGGAAGACCCAGAUCGACCCCAGCGACAUUCAACCAGUUAGAAAAGAAUUUGGCGUCCUCCUGGGAGACGAGACUGAAAGAUUCCACAACAGAGACCCCCAAUGAUAACAUAGAGUCCAUCACAUUACUGCAGCCAGACCUUCCUGCUGCUGCUCACUCACAUGAGAGAGGACACCUUCAGCCACUGAGUCCCACAUCUUAUAACUGUGGACCUGCUGAGCCUUUUAGCCCAGAUACUUGUAUCCCCGUGGAGAGAGCGGACUCGGAAACUCUGAUACCCGCCUCUUGGUCCAAACCUCAUGUGAGCUCAGGUUAUCCUGACAAAUCUUCAGCAGUUCUAGGAAACCUGAUUCAGCCUCUGAUCCUGAGGGAGACCAGGAGCAGAGGCUGCUCCAAGACCAGUGCUCCGAGGCAAGAGUGUCCACUCUGUAGCAAGAUAUUUCCCUGUGUGUCCAGUCUGAAGACUCACGAAUGCAGGAGUCAUGGAAGCAGAGCACAUCUGUCCCCAGCACACAUCACGUCCAGCAGGACAAAUACUGUGCGGUCAACAUGCAGGGGCAAGGAGCGGACGUUUGGCUGUGCCGUGUGUGGGAAAGUGUUCAAGCGCUCCUCCACCCUCUCCACUCAUCUGCUCAUACACUCAGACACACGGCCGUAUCCCUGCCAGUACUGUGGCAAGAGGUUCCACCAGAAGUCUGACUUGAAGAAACACACCUUCAUUCACACCGGAGAGAAGCCCCACGUGUGUGAGAUAUGUGGGAAGGCAUUCAGCCAGAGCUCCAACCUCAUCACCCACAGCCGCAAGCACAGGGAGGACCGUCCCUACCGCUGCACCCGCUGCCCUUACAGCUUCCAGCACAGAGUGGAGCUGCGGCAGCACCAGGAGCUCCACUGCACCUUCCACUGA